Molecule: messenger RNA, 135 nt
Organism: Acaulospora morrowiae
Lineage: Eukaryota; Fungi; Glomeromycota; Glomeromycetes; Diversisporales; Acaulosporaceae
Source: the annotation of a GenBank genome assembly
UAUCAAGAUGCAUACCAUCAACUUCGUCAGGAGAAUGAUGACUUGCGAAACCAAUUAGCACAACGGGAAGUGACCAUUCGAGCACUAACGAUUCAAUUAGAGCACAUGAAACUGGGGUCAUCAACAUCUCCUUAA